Ectocarpus sp. CCAP 1310/34 is the source of this 3395-nucleotide messenger RNA. NCBI's taxonomy places the organism in Eukaryota, Phaeophyceae, Ectocarpales, Ectocarpaceae. The record is from the annotation of a GenBank genome assembly.
GUGAGGUUAUCUGAUGUCCUCGCUGCUCACACCCACCUUUUCUCUCUCGUGAUGGCGUCUCCGGCUCUCCGAAUCAGGGUCAGAUGCCCCACGGUGUGUCCCGCCCCUGUUGAUCUAAAAGGAUGUACUCCUCAGACAAGAUUUGCCGAUUUUCAAUCCAUGAUACUCAAGGCUCUCGGCAGGGAGCGCGAGCAAGACUUGUCGAUACUCACUGGCUUCCCACCCAGGCCGCUGGACAUGCCCGGAGACGCGGAGAUCGGCAGCAAGCUGUCUGACAACGAGAGCGUCACGGUACGUCUCGCCACGCAGACGGCCGGCAUUCAGCAGGGAGGAAAGUGGGGCCGUUCUAAACGGGCGAAAACGGCUAAUACUACCACCGCAGCCACCACCACCGCCACCUCAUCAUCGUCUACACGUAGCUCUUCCCGCGCGUCUAGAACCACCGCCGCCGCUGCCGCCGGGGCAGGCGACGCCACGACCGCUACGGGUGACGCCGGCCGCAGUAGCUCCGACCCUUCGAAAGGGCUCGCAGGCAAGAAAAAGUCCAACGGCAAGUCGAAGAAUGCGGGCGAGAGAACUGCUGCUUCAUCUGGCGGCCGGAACAGCGGCAGCAGCGGCGGCGGCGGUGGCGGCGCGACGGCGAGAGGGGCGGCCUCGGCCUCGGCCUCGAGCGGUACAAGCGGAGGAGGAGGUAGGGCGGGAGGCGUGCACACCCUCGGCGGGCCCCUCACCCGGCCGGCAGCGAGCCCAUGCAGGAGAGGCAGCGGAGGAGGGGACUCCGGCAGGCCGGAUCCCUCCCCGGCCGCCGCUCCCGGACAGGUGCGCACGCUGUUCGGCUCCUCGGCCGCUACCUCCCGCCGGGCUGCUGGCGGCAGCAGCAGCAGCAGCAGCUGCAGCAACGGAGCAGCUGCAGCAGCCGCUGCGCGACGAGUAGGAGGCGCUGCUGCAGCGUCGAGUGGAUCAUCGCCUUCGGCUGGAGGAGGAGGAGGAGGAGCGGAGCCCGAUGCGGUCGCGACGGCCAUGGCUGCGGCCACCGGAGGCAGCGGGGCGCCCAACAGGAAGCGCCCGCGGGGCACCGGCGUCCAGCUCAAGAGCGAGGGGGACAUCGCUGAGCGCUUGCUGACUGCGGUCGGGGGCGGGGGCAAGGGCACCGCGGACCGCUUCUUCAGGAAGGCGAUGAAGCUUGCGGUCGACAAGCAGUACGACCAGAGCCGGGCAGAUGCCCGUGUACGUGCCGCCCUCGGCGGUUGGUACACGGUGGAGGCCAGUGCGACGCAGCGGCGGCUGGGGGAUGGCGAGUCUGUCGCUCUCAACAUAUCGUUCUCAAAGGGAGCUGGCGCCAAGAGCCAGCUGACGGAGACCGUGGACCGCAUCCCCCGCGAGCAAGUCUCCGCCGUGGUCCGCAUGAUCGCCCGCGACCCGGAGUCCCGGGAGAUGCUCAAGCCCCACAACUUCGCCGGCUGCAGCCCACGCAUGUUCUGGUCGCUCGUGCAGCACUGGGGCGGCGACGUGCCGGCGGCACUCCGCCUCGCCGCGCCCGACGUGGACUGGGGCUUCGUGGAGACCAGGAACCGGAAGCCGUCGGAGAAGGCUGUGGCGAACGCGACGGCGGAGGAGGCGGAGCGGCGGGAGGCGGAGGAGGAGCGGGCGGAGAGGGCGAGGGCCGGGAGGAAGAGGAAGAGGAGGAAGAGGAGAAAGGAGGGCAUCGAGACGGACUCAUCCGAAGAAGAAAGAGAAGAAGAACCGCAGCACGCGGCGGAAUCUCUGCCAGCCGACGAGGUGUCGGAGGAAGCGCGUGCCGCUUCCGCGGCAGCGGCGGCGGCGGACGCCCGUCGUCGGGCCGCCAACGCCGCCCUCGCCAGGCUUACCGCGUCGCAGCGGCGCCCGGCACCGGCGGCGGUCGGAGGGUCGGCGGCGGCGGCGGCGGCGGCGGCGGCGGCGGCUCCGGUUGUGCCUGACACGGAAGAAGAGAACGGGGAUGGUGUGGAGGAGGAGGAGGAGGAGGAGGAGGAGGAGAUUGACAUGGAGGGUUUGGUGGAGGUAGCAGGAGAGCCCGGGGCCGGGCUUCUUGUCGCGGCCGGGCUGAGGACGCUCGGGCAGCUUGCCGAUCGCGACGAGGAGGACCUGGCGCGACAGCUGGCCGCCCUGCAGCAGCAGCAGCAGCAGCAGCACGAGCGAGAUGCAGGCGAAGGGUCUGCUGCCGGGGAAGGAGCGGCGGCAGAUGGAGGUGCGGGUGGCGGAGGCGGCAGCAGUGGCAGCGGAGAGAAGGCCAGGGUCACCGCGGAGGAGGUUUCCGAGUGGGUGCAGGGAGCGAGGGGGGAGGAGCUGGACGAGAUCAUGGCGGACAUUGUCGGAGGGAACGAGGAUGUGAUCGAGGCGUUGGAAGAAGUGUCGGUGUCUACCCCGAGGGACCUCGUGCGAAUGGGCGCGUUCCCGGACGUGUUGGUCGGAGCCGUCAGGGACAAGGUGGGCGCCGAGCGCUUCGCGCCGCUCGCGGGUCUGAUCACGACCGAAGCGGUGGAGGCGUGGCGGAGGAAGGGCGACCGCUUGCUGGAACAAAGGCCGUGGCUAGAGCUCUGGGUGCACCAGGGGUGAAGAAAGCGGCGCGUUCGGGGGGGGGUGGAGCGGCCGUGCUCCUUCUACCGCCGCUGCUUGUGGAAGGCCGGUGUACCGUGUUUCACUUUCUGUUUUGCGUGUAUAUUGUGGGUUGUGUUCAUUGGUUGCACUUAUGAUGCUACCGCCCCCUCCCCCCCCCCAUCCAUGAUUCUUUUUCUUGGAUGUAGUCGGGUGUGCGACAGAGGGGGAACUGCUUGCUGGAGCAAAAGCUGGUCGUCCCUCAGAUGGUGUGGUUGUACGUAGGGCGGAUGAAGCGUAGAGAUGAUACCUAUUCUUCAUUCUGUACAACCAAUACCGCGAUUUGUUUGAGAGCAGUCGGCGCCGCGCUAGCCUGGCGGUUGAGCAGAGGGUGGGAGAGACAGAAAUAUGGUCGAUGGAAGCUAUGCCUAUCGACUUGGGGGUGCAACGGCGUGCAGAAAGUGUCGCCAGUACCAAGCUAUGAAUUGCCUGGAAGCGCCCUGGGAUCACCGGGGUAUGGAGGCCGGUGCUCAACAAGAAGGUGUGCUGCCAGCAAAAGAGCAAAUCGAUAUGGAAGCUUUUCUUGCUCCCAGUUCGUGAUUUUCAGGCAAUCUGUGUCGCGACUGCUGGUCAUGGGCCAAGAGUGUGGGCCUUGAAUGUUGUAGUUUAGCCCCGCACCAAAUUUGGUUGACGGCACGAUACGUAGGUUGGUGUCGUAUUGAAUACGGAUGUACAUUUUGGUUUGGCUUUGGGGAGGGGGUAUCACUGGUACGCAGUUCUUCUUCCUAGGGUUGGGGGCACGUGGUGGGUGCUGAAGCGAA